AUGCAUCUGCCAGCGUCGCAGGCCGUCUUUCCUGGCUCGAUCGCAUUCCUGCCAUCCAACAGCAGCGACCCCGGCCACGGUCACGACUCCGACGAUGACCUCGCGAGCAACUGGUCCUCGCUCAUCGGCAUCGUCACGGCCAUAGUCGGCAAUAUCUUGAUCGCUCUUGCUCUGAACGUCCAACGGUACGCCCAUAUCCGAUUGCACAGGCAGCGGGCACAGGCCCGGGAACGCGCGAGGCAGGCCCUCAAGCAUGCUGGCGGCGGUGGGCAGUACGGUACUGUGGCCGAGAGCGGGAACAGGGGUGAUCAUCAGAACGGAGACGACAACCAUGCGGCCAGCGCGGAGGACGAAACCGAACCUCUGGCCAACAGCUUUCAGAGCGGAGACUCGCGGUGGACUGACCGCUCCGGCGACGACGACGACGACGACGACGACGGCGAUGGCCGACCUAAAGUCAGCGGGACAUAUCUCAGGUCGCCGUACUGGUGGCUCGGGCAGAUUCUCAUCACUGUCGGAGAGAUGGGCAACUUCCUUGCCUACGGCUUUGCGCCGGCAUCGAUCGUGUCACCGCUGGGGGUCGUCGCCCUGAUAUCCAAUUGCAUCAUAGCACCGAUGUUCUUCAAGGAGCCUUUCCGGAAGCGCGACUUCUGGGGUGUCGUUAUUGCCAUCGGCGGGGCUGUCACUGUCGUUCUCAGCGCCAAGCAGCAGGAAACGAAGCUCGAGCCGCACGACAUCUGGGAUGCCAUUACCACUAUGGAGUUUGAGAUCUAUCUGGGGAUCUCUUGCUCUUUGAUUGCACUCUUGAUGUGGGCAAGCCCGCGAUAUGGAAGGAGGACCAUUUUGAUAGAUCUUGGCCUUGUCGGUCUAUUCGGUGAGUCUGGGCGGUCGAGUCUCAAUUCAGACUAUGUUCUUUGUGUUCUAACAGAUAACCUAGGUGGUUACACCGUCUUGGCGACCAAAGGUGUCUCAUCUAUGUUGUCGUCUACGCUGUUCCGGGCUUUUACGACUCCCGUGACCUAUGUCCUCCUUUUUAUCCUGCUCGCGACUGCAGUCAUGCAGGUGCGCUAUGUGAAUAAGGCCUUGCAGCGAUUCGACUCGACACAGGUCAUUCCUAUUCAAUUCGUCAUGUUCACGCUGUCAGUCAUCAUCGGCAGUGCCAUUCUGUAUCGCGACUUUGAGCGGACGACGGCAGAGCAGGCUGUAAAGUUUGUGGGAGGUUGUCUGCUCACGUUUUUCGGCGUGUUCCUCAUUACUAGUGGGCGCCCGCGGCACGACGAAGACGAAGACCAGCUCUCAGAUGCAGAAGGCAUCGAGGAAACCAUUGGCCUGUUCGAGCAGGAUCCUGCCUCCCCUCAGGCCCCCAGGCGAGCUUCCGACCACCACGAACAAAGCCGGUCGCGCCGAUCCUCAUACAAGGAUGCUGUGAACAAGCCUCUCGCCGCCUUAUCUGGUAUGGGAGUGCCAUCGCCCAGGAACUCGAUAACCGUACCGGCUAGGUCUUCCGGCCACAUUGAGGGCCCAGAUUCGCCUUCGCUCAUCGAUGUUGACAAUCCCUGGAGGGACACCCAGGGUACUCCGCCCAGCCAUCCCGGGCCGGGACAGCACGCCUUCUCUACUGAGUCUGUUGCAACCCUCUCUGGCCUCAGCUCGGCAGCCGUUUCGGACGGGUUCUCACUUCCCGCCACCCCUUCGCAGCAGGUCAACAUCCCUACCUUCCCUCACAUCCUCGGACCCAACGAGGCACCCGUGACACCCCGAGCGCCCGCGUCCUCGGCGCGUCCUCAAUCACACCACCAUCACCAAAACUUGUUCUCCCCAUCGCCGUUUUCUUCGACGGUCAGCGCCGUCGUGGCCGACAAACUGCUCGGUCCGGGGGAUAUCCCGACAGCGCGGCGCGCCUCGACGCGGAGGAGCCGCCCCAGCAUACGGUCUAGUCUAUUCGUAUCGCAGGACGAGCUCGACAACGAGGACAGUCUGUUUCCUCCCGCCGAGACCGACGAGCUACUCCGCCGCGAGGACCCGUCAGAGAACGGCGGCGGCGGCGACGUCGAGACAGAGAGGGGCUUCCGAGGACGGGCCCGCAGUCUCAGCAACACGCUCAGUGGCCUGCUGGGCGUGAAGAAGAGGAAGGGUAGCGCGGCCGCCGAUAAUACCGAUGACGAGGGAUUCCUGGACGGCCGGCGGCGGUCGGAAGCCCUGGCUAGCACUGAGACACUGUGA
Thyridium curvatum is the source of this 2223-nucleotide messenger RNA. RefSeq lists its product as uncharacterized. The record is from RefSeq and is a predicted model, not a curated record. Gene Ontology annotation, biological process: magnesium ion transport. The transcript has a single exon. NCBI's taxonomy places the organism in Eukaryota, Fungi, Ascomycota, Sordariomycetes, Thyridiales, Thyridiaceae. The coding region runs from base 1 to 2223 and encodes 740 amino acids. Gene Ontology annotation, molecular function: magnesium ion transmembrane transporter activity. Gene Ontology annotation, cellular component: membrane.